Messenger RNA from Tigriopus californicus, 1985 nucleotides. RefSeq names its product V-type proton ATPase subunit B (gene Vha55). Gene Ontology annotation, molecular function: proton-transporting ATPase activity, rotational mechanism; ATP binding. Gene Ontology annotation, biological process: proton transmembrane transport; ATP metabolic process. Gene Ontology annotation, cellular component: proton-transporting V-type ATPase, V1 domain. Bases 149 to 1639 code for a protein of 496 amino acids. The record is from RefSeq and is a predicted model, not a curated record. The transcript has a single exon. Lineage: Eukaryota; Metazoa; Arthropoda; Copepoda; Harpacticoida; Harpacticidae.
UGACAUCUCUGAGAUCGUAGUAGCACAGCAGAUCAGAACGAGGGAGGAACAGAGACAGACAGACCAACCAUAGUUCCGUCGAAAAAGCCCGAGUCACUCAGAUCUCAUCCAUUUCUCGCAGGAUCUGACCGUCCGGAUUGUCGCCCAGAUGUCGCCCCAUCCCACUGUGGAAAUCCGCCAGGGCAUGGUGGACCAGUUCAUGGCCAUCACCCGCGAUUACGUCGCCCAGCCUCGCCUCACCUAUCGGACCGUUUCCGGCGUCAAUGGACCCUUGGUUAUCUUAGACAAUGUCAAGUUCCCCAAGUUUGCCGAGAUUGUCAACCUCAAGCUACCUGAUGGCUCGUAUCGCGCCGGUCAGGUCCUCGAGGUCACGGGCUCCAAGGCCGUGGUCCAGGUCUUUGAAGGCACGUCGGGCAUCGACGCCAAGAAGACCACUUGCGAGUUCACCGGAGACAUUUUGCGCACGCCCGUCAGCGAGGACAUGUUGGGGCGGGUGUUUAACGGCUCGGGCAAGCCCAUUGACAAAGGACCCGCCGUGAUGGCCGAGGACUACUUGGAUAUCCAGGGACAGCCCAUCAAUCCCUACUCCCGGAUUUACCCGGAAGAGAUGGUCCAGACGGGCAUUUCCGCCAUCGACGUCAUGAAUUCGAUCGCUCGCGGUCAGAAGAUCCCGAUUUUCUCGGCCAAUGGAUUGCCGCACAACGAGAUUGCGGCACAGAUCUGUCGACAGGGCUCGUUGGUGCGAUUGCCCGGCAAGUCCGUGUUGGACGACCAUCAGGACAACUUCGGGAUCGUGUUCGCGGCCAUGGGCGCCAACAUGGAGACGGCGCGGUUCUUCAAACAGGAUUUCGAGGAGAACGGCAGCAUGGAGUCCACGUGUCUCUUCUUGAACUUGGCCAACGACCCCACCAUCGAACGUAUCAUCACCCCGCGUUUGGCUCUCACCACGGCCGAGUUCUUGGCCUAUCAAUGUGAGAAGCACAUGUUGGUCAUCCUCACGGAUAUGUCCUCGUAUGCCGAGGCCCUGCGAGAGGUGUCGGCCGCUCGCGAGGAGGUGCCCGGUCGUCGAGGUUUCCCUGGUUACAUGUACACGGAUCUGGCCACCAUCUACGAGCGGGCCGGUCGUGUGGAGGGUCGAAACGGGUCCAUCACUCAAAUCCCGAUCUUGACCAUGCCCAACGAUGACAUUACCCAUCCCAUCCCCGAUCUGACGGGCUACAUCACCGAGGGACAGAUCUACGUAGACCGACAAUUGCACAACCGACAGAUCUAUCCGCCUAUCAACGUGCUGCCCUCUUUGAGCCGUUUGAUGAAGUCCGCCAUCGGCGAGGGCAUGACCCGCAAAGACCACUCGGACGUGUCGAAUCAAUUGUACGCUUGUUAUGCCAUUGGUAAGGACGUGCAAGCCAUGAAGGCCGUGGUGGGCGAGGAGGCCCUCACUCCCGACGAUCUGCUCUACUUGGAGUUCUUGUCCAAGUUCGAGAAGAACUUUAUCGCCCAGGGAAGCUACGAGAACCGCACCGUGUUCGAGUCCCUGGACAUUGGAUGGCAAUUGCUCCGCAUCUUCCCUAAGGAGAUGCUCAAGCGCAUCCCUGCUAGUACUUUGGCCGAAUUCUACCCGCGAGACGCUCGACACUAAAGAGCAUGUCGCGUUCAUUGAAGAACGGUAGCGUUUUCAAGAUCUUCUCUUUCUUUCUCUCCUGUCUAACCCUCUUCCCUCAUUGUAAGAAAUACCAUCAUUCCCGUGCUGAUUUCGUAUUGUCGAGCAAGCGACGAUAAUGUUUCAUGCUUUUACUCGUUGUUCCGCCGUGGUCGCGUUAAUUCAUGGUCAGAGAAGACACGAAUUUGAAGAAAUGAAGAGAAGUCAAUUCGUGCCUCUUCUUCAACCGAGUUUUGUAUGACAUUUAUUUUUUAUUUUUAUUUACCACCUUUUUCCCUAGUUGCAAUCAUGCGUAAUUAUUGAUCAUUAAACGGAAAGAACAAUG